Messenger RNA from Rhodamnia argentea, 2715 nucleotides. RefSeq names its product G-type lectin S-receptor-like serine/threonine-protein kinase CES101. Gene Ontology annotation, biological process: protein phosphorylation. The record is from RefSeq and is a predicted model, not a curated record. The transcript is spliced from 7 exons. Lineage: Eukaryota; Viridiplantae; Streptophyta; Magnoliopsida; Myrtales; Myrtaceae. Gene Ontology annotation, molecular function: protein serine/threonine kinase activity; ATP binding. Bases 110 to 2500 code for a protein of 796 amino acids.
CGAAGUAUUCGCCGAGCAUAGCUUCGGCAAAAUUUUAUUCAUUCCAGGAAGACUAUUCGGGUCUUGAGUGCUUCCUUCUGGAGUUCAGGACCUGCAACAGUUCUCAGCGAUGUCCAAGAAGAAGAGCUACAGAGGAGAGCUGUUAUGGCCUCUUUUGGCUCUAUUAUUUGGCUCGUCCCUUGGUGCUAUGGACACCAUCACGCCCAAAGGCUUGUUGACUAGCAACAACACUCUUGUUUCCAGAGCCGGCGUGUUCGAGCUCGGCUUCUUCAACGACAGCUCUUCCGGCAUUUACUACCUGGGAAUUUGGUUCAAGGCCGAUCCGAACAGGAGGGCCGUUUGGGUCAACCGCGAGAACCCCAUGAUCGAUUCAUCGUGCACUCUUCAAGUGAGGUACGAUGGCAACUUGGUACUGAUGGACAUGCGACAAACCCCGAUGAUAGUCAAUUCAGGAUCGCUCACAACAAGUGCGAACACUUCCGCAACACUUCUUGAUUCUGGGAAUUUCGUUCUUAAACAAGGCGGCGCUGUUAUCUGGCAAAGUUUCGAUUAUCCGACCGACACAUUCUUGCCUGGCAUGAAAAUCGGGUCUUUCAAUCUCAACACGGAUCAGUCCAGGAUACAAAUCCUGGUUUCAUGGGUAAGCCCACAAAAUCCAUCUCGAGGCUCGUUCACUCUAGGAGUCGACUAUCACGAGCCGACUAAGCUUAGUGUUUGGCGCCAAGAUCGUGUCCACGUGGAUAUCGGGUUCUGGGACAGAGGGAAUUUCAGAUUCAUUUUCGCAAACACAUCAGAUAGAUACAGUUUCAGCUACGUCUCCAACGAAAAUGAGACUUACUUCACAUUUAGUAGCAAAGGCACAUAUGCAUCCACAUGGUUCGUGCUGGCUGCGACGGGCCAGCUUGAGGAGCAUAACAUGGUGGAUGCCGGCAGCAGGUUUUUGUUUUCGUCCGUGAGCCAUCAGCUGUGCGGAGAUUCACAAGGGGGUAACUCUGGCAAAUGCUUGACUUCGAUUCCUUCUACGUGCGAGGAGGGCGGUAGCUUCUCGCUUGUCAAUGGCACGAUGCCGGAUUCGGCACUCGCUACUACAAUGCACGUGGGAUUCAACGAGUGUGAGGUCAUGUGCCGGGGUAAUUGUUCUUGCACGGCGUUUGUGUUCCGUCUAGAUGAUCAAGCCGCGUGCCAACUUUAUUACGGGAACAAGGACUUGUUGAGGUCCAGAGACAGAGGAAGCGGGACAUUCUACGUGCGAGGCGACACUUCUGCAGAGAACGGUGGUAAAAGGAAGAAAUUGCAGUUUAUUGUCGCUGGAUCUCUGGCUUCUGUAUCGGUCCUUAUCCUGGUACUUUUAGCUUAUGUGCAAUGGAAUAGGCACAGGAAGAAAGGACAUAAAGAGAUGAGUGGGAGCGCGGAGACAACAUUACUCCGGAUCGGGAUCGCAGCACCUGGUAAAGAUCUUGCAAGCACAAAGAAGGCGGAAAUAAGCCAGCAGAGAGACAGGGAAUUAGCUCUGUUCGCUUUUUCCAGCAUAGAAGUCGCAACAGACUACUUUGCCCCGAGAAAUAAACUUGGUGAAGGCGGUUUUGGCCCAGUUUACAAGGGUCAACUCCAGGAGCUGGAAAUUGCGGUGAAGAGACUGUCAAAGAUGUCUCGGCAAGGGUUGGAGGAGUUCAAGAACGAGGUCACUCUAAUAUCUAAGCUGCAGCACCGGAACCUCGUGAGGCUCCUGGGAUGCUGCGUCGAAGGAGAAGAGAGCAUUCUGAUUUACGAGUACAUGCCCAACAAAAGCUUGGAUUCGUUCAUAUUCGAUCCUGCGAAAAGAGUGCUUCUGGAUUGGAGGAAACGUGUCGGCAUAAUCGAAGGCAUUGCUCAAGGGAUCUUGUAUCUCCACAAGUACUCUAGGCUGAAAAUCAUCCACCGAGAUUUGAAGACCAGCAACAUAUUGCUGGACGGCGACAUGAACCCCAAGAUAUCCGAUUUUGGCAUGGCGAGAAUCUUCGGAGAGAAUGAAACUCGGGCGAAAACGAUUAGAGUUGUCGGGACAUGUGGAUACAUGUCCCCUGAAUAUGCAAUGGACGGUCUAUUCUCGGAGAUGUCGGAUGUGUUCGCGUUCGGGGUCAUUAUGCUGGAGAUAGUGAGCGGCGAGAAGAAUAUCGCCUUCUUCGAGUGCGAUCACUCUUUGAACUUGCCGGGUAAAGCUUGGAAUCUACUGAAAGAAGGGAACUGCAUGGAGUUCAUGGACCAGACGCUAGCCACUUCUUGCUCGGAGAACUCGGUGGAACGGCUCGUUCAGUUGGGCCUACUAUGCGUGCAAGAAAGGCCGAUGUAUCGACCUACGAUGUCGGAUGUGGUCUCUAUGCUCCACAAUGAGGCAAUGCCUCUGCCUCUUCCGAGAGAACCGGCAUUCUUAACCCGCAAGACGGAUUCGGCACUGAGCUCAAGAAGGCAGAGCCAUUUUUCUGCAAGUGAGAUCACAGUUUCAGAGUUAUGUGCCAGGUAAAAAGGUAAAAAGCAAAGGAUUAGCCAUCAUGACCCAAAAGUAUCUUAUGCCAUGGAGGCUAAUAUGUUAGGUUUCAAGCAAGAGUUGGCAAAGCCAACCAGAGUUGUUACUGUUGCUUCAUGUAUGAGAUUAGUGUUGCUGGGCCACAGAAGGAAGAAGAUGGCAGGUGACAUAUGGAUUGUACAUAAUUUCAUAGAGAAAAAAAAAUUGAAAUU